AUGUCUGAAUGUCAGAGAGAAAAUCUGCUGCUAAAAAAAGACAAAGAAAAACAAACAAAACCAUGUCUCUUCUUGGUGACAUCUCAUGGCUGUAAGGUGACUGAGUUUGCGUGGAGCUUUGAAGAUAAGGCGGUGCAGAUUUCCAAGAAGAGGAAGUUUGUUGCUGACGGCAUAUUCGAAGCUGAACUGAACGAGUUUCUCAUUUGGGAGCUGGCUGAAGAUGGGUACUCUGGAGUUGAGGUCCGAGUUACACCAACCAGGACAGAAAUCAUUAUCUUGGCCACCAGGACAUACAAUGUUCUUGGUGAGAAGGGCGGGCGGAUCCGGGAAUUGACUGCUGUGGUUCAGAAGAGAUUUGGCUUCCCGGAGGGCAGUGUAGAGCUUUAUGCUGAAAAGGUGGCCACAAGAGGUCUGUGCGCCACUGCCCAGGCAGAGUCUCUGCGUUACAAAUUCCUAGGCGGCUGUGCUGUGUGGAGGGUCUGCUGUGGUGUGCUGCGGUUCAUCAUGGAGAGUGGGGCCGAAGGCUGCGAGGUCGUGGUGUCUGGGAGAGUCCCAGGACAGAGGGCUAAAUCCAUGAAGCUUGUGGAUGGCCUGAUGAUCCACAGCGGGGACCCUGCUAACUACUGUGUCGAUACUGCCGUGCGCCAUGUGCUGCUCAGCGGCGUGCUGGGCGUCGAGGUAAAGAUCAUGCUGCCUUGGGACCCAACUGGUAAGACUGGCCCUAAGAAGCCCCUGUCCGAUCACGUGAGCAUCGUGGAACCCAAAGACGAAAUACUGCCCACCACCCCCAUCUCCGAGCAGAAGGGUGGGAAGCCAGUGCCGCCUGCCGUGCCCCAGCCGGUACCCACAGCAUAAUAGGGUCUCCUUGGCCACUGGAUCUGCAGUCUGGAUGUUGCUCUAUAAAGACAUUUAAUAAAAUCUUUUUAAAAGAAAAAAAAAAAAA
Messenger RNA from Physeter macrocephalus (sperm whale), 943 nucleotides. Its product is annotated as 40S ribosomal protein S3-like. Gene Ontology annotation, biological process: positive regulation of apoptotic signaling pathway; translation. The record is from RefSeq and is a predicted model, not a curated record. Gene Ontology annotation, cellular component: cytosolic small ribosomal subunit; nucleus. Gene Ontology annotation, molecular function: RNA binding; structural constituent of ribosome. NCBI's taxonomy places the organism in Eukaryota, Metazoa, Chordata, Mammalia, Artiodactyla, Physeteridae.